Messenger RNA from Mesitornis unicolor (brown roatelo), 879 nucleotides. RefSeq names its product UBX domain protein 10 (gene UBXN10). The record is from RefSeq and is a predicted model, not a curated record. The transcript has a single exon. Gene Ontology annotation, molecular function: protein binding. The coding region runs from base 1 to 879 and encodes 292 amino acids. Lineage: Eukaryota; Metazoa; Chordata; Aves; Mesitornithiformes; Mesitornithidae.
AUGGCCACAGCGGCUCCUCUGAACUUAGCACCACCUCACCUCUGCUUCCCUUCAAGCACAGCAGCUGCUUUCUUGGGACCAAACACCACCACCAUGCACGUUGCCAGGCCAAAAUCUGCUAAGGGCCGCACCAGGCCAAGCUUCAGUUGCUCUGAGAGCGUGGAAGCCUGUCCUUGCCGAAUGCCACCUUCCCUGCCACCAGCAGCUCCUCCCAAACUUGUGAAGAACCGGAGAGCGUCAUCCACAAAGCCGGCAUUCCCAUCAGGCCAGGUGUCUCCUAAGGAAAUCCCGGAGCUCCUGCAGCAAGUGCCUCUGAGGACCUCUUCCUCCCUCAACAAGUACAAGGUGCUCCCCUCCAUCGGCUGGAAGGGCGGAGGGAGCAGCGCUGUGGAAGCCGUGGCUGAACAGAUUGACCGGCUGGAAGUGAGUGAGGGGCGGGAGGAGGCUCCGACAAUCAAAACUCUUUCUGAAGAACAAGGAUCUGCCGGUGCGUUGUCAGAAGCCGAUGUCCCUGGUGAAGAAAGCUCACAUGCACAGUGUCCUCCUGAGACAGGAAGGAAAAUGAGACAAGAGAGCCCUUUGACAUCGACUUUAAGUUUGGAAGAGCCACCGAAAGAACAGUCGCACUUGCUGCUCGCUAUUCGAUCUCCCUCUGGUCAGAGAUUUGAACAUCACUUCAAGCCCACUGACAGCCUCCAGAGGGUCCUUGCUGUGGCGGAACAGAAAACAUCGGCCAAAUACAAAUGUUGCUGCGUGGAAACGGUGGAGGUGCCCUGCAGGAGCUUCUCUGACCUUACGAGAUCCCUCCGCGAGUGUGGGAUUCUCCACAAGUCCGUGCUGUGCAUCCGACAGACAGAGCAGCACGACGCAGAUCUUUAG